Medicago truncatula (barrel medic) is the source of this 1646-nucleotide messenger RNA. RefSeq names its product putative RING-H2 finger protein ATL21B. The transcript is spliced from 2 exons. Gene Ontology annotation, molecular function: polysaccharide binding. The record is from RefSeq and is a predicted model, not a curated record. NCBI's taxonomy places the organism in Eukaryota, Viridiplantae, Streptophyta, Magnoliopsida, Fabales, Fabaceae. Bases 365 to 1531 code for a protein of 388 amino acids.
CUUUUCUUUUACAUAAUUAAACUCAAUAUUUGAUUAUGAUUCCUUAACAAAUGACAUGAAAAAUUUAUUGAUGAGAAUAGCAUCGGUGCAAGAUACAUAUUGAAUAUCAUUACUUUAUCAAUUUGAAAGUAUACUUCAGAAAAAAGAAGAAAUUACGCUUAUAAAAGAUCGAAUACACAAGUAUAGUAUGAUUCCUUAACAAAUGUACACUAUUGAUAUUGAUGACAAUAGUCCUAUACAUUAUAGUAUGCAAUGUGACGUAGUCCACCACCGCCCCACCACCAUAUUUGGCAAGAUUAAUGUCACUAUUGGUGACAAUACCAAAUACCAAUAAUUUAGACAAACCCAAAAUCCGUUGACAAACAUGAAGACUCCCAAUCCCAAACUCAUCCUAAUUUGUUUCCUUUUCCUCUUCAACCUUAAUCAAACACAAGUAAUGUCACUAGCAACCAUAGAAACAUGCUUAGACACUGUUUGCCACAUGAAUGAACCACUAAUCCGAUUCCCGUUCCAUAUAGAAGAAAAACAAACAAAUACAUGUGGAUACCCUGGGUUCAAAGUAUUAUGCAAUGAAAGUGAAAAAAAUCAAACACUCCUUAAUCUACCUUAUAUGGAAAAUCUUAGUAUCCAAAAAAUAAACUAUGCCAAACAAGAACUUUUUGUGAAUGAUCCCAAUAACUGUCUCCCAAAACAACUUCUCUCACUCAACCUCUCUACCUCUCCUUUUGAUGCCGUUUACUAUCAACAAUUUACCUUUUUUAACUGUUCAUACAACUUGGAAUACCUUACCUCUAGGUACAAACCAAUAGCUUGUCUUAGUGAUUACUCCAAGUACAACGUUUUUGCAACACCUUCACUUACUGUGUUUGUGCACUUGUCGUCUGUCUGUGAUUUGGUUGAUACCGUUAACGUGCCGGUUCAAUCGCCGUUUUUUGAUCAAGUGUUGUCGUCUGAACUAAAUGAUGAUCUCCGGUUGUCGUGGAAUUCACCGCCAUGUGGAAGAUGUGAGUCUCAUGGUGGACGUUGUGGCUUCAAAAAUAACUCUACUUUUGAAAUUGCUUGUUACAAUGUUCCUUCACGACAAGGGAUUUCCCGUGGUGCAAGUUACGCCAUAGCCAUAUGUGCAGGGGUGCCAGCUUUGUUGUGCUUCGUUUCACUAUUAAGUUGGAUAUGUAGCAAGUUCAGAAUUGGUACCCAUGGUUGGAUUUGGGCACGUGAGACAGUUGCAGAUUUUGAGUCUCUUCUUGAUCAUGAAUACACCAACACUUCAGGUCUUGAUAAGCCAACAAUUGAAUCCUACCCAAAAAUAGUGAUAGGUGAUGACAUACAUUUACCAAAACCUAAUGGUAAGACAUGUCCAAUAUGCUUGUCAGAAUAUAUGCCUAAAGAGACGGUGAAAACUAUGCCAGAAUGUGAACAUUGCUUUCAUGCACAAUGCAUUGAUGAAUGGCUUCCACUGAAUGCGUCGUGCCCAAUUUGUAGAACUUCUCCUCCAAGGUUACAAUCACAAGCGAGAGGUGGUAGUGACUAGUGACUAGUGACCGCAAUACUUAAUUUACACAUGAACCAAUUGUUGAGUUAACUUAUACUGUAAUUUGGAUUUGAAAUCACCAAAUUAGUGUAAAUUUUCAAAGAAUUGUCAUUUA